Messenger RNA from Nymphaea colorata (pocket water lily), 1688 nucleotides. Its product is annotated as protein SOSEKI 5-like. Lineage: Eukaryota; Viridiplantae; Streptophyta; Magnoliopsida; Nymphaeales; Nymphaeaceae. The record is from RefSeq and is a predicted model, not a curated record. The coding region runs from base 118 to 1416 and encodes 432 amino acids. The transcript has 4 exons.
CACUCCCUUCCUCUGGCUCUCUUCCACCGCUCUGUUUCUGUUUUUAGUUUCUCUCAACUCGCAAGACUGAUCGAGAAGACGGUGAGGCGAGCAGCCCUAGCUUUCCUUUCAGAAGAAAUGGCGGCGAGAGCCAGAGGAGGAGGUAGGGUUCUCGAAAUGCCGGCGAGGAGGAGCCGGGAGGCGAGCCCCGAGAGGACGAAGGUCUGGACGGAGCCGAGGGCGCCGAGGCAGGAGCGCAGGGUUCCGGUGCUUUACUACCUCUGCAGGAACGGUCAGCUCGAGCAUCCGCAUUUCAUGGAGGUUCCUCUCUCUUCCGUCGAGGGGCUGUACCUCAGAGAUGUGACGAGCCGUCUAAACUUCCUCAGGGGAAAAGGAAUCGCUUCUAUGUACUCCUGGUCCUCCAAGCGGAGCUACAAGAACGGGUUCGUCUGGCACGAUCUCUCGGAGAACGACUUCAUUUACCCGAUCAACGGCCACGAGUACGUUCUCAAGGGCUCGGAGAUCGUUAAUACUCUUCCUUCAUCGGCGAAGGCCUGCUCUGUUCCUUGCUCGUCCAGAGAGCCCAGGCUGGUCAGAGAGUUUUCUCCAGAAGGUUCCUCCAGCAGCAAUGAGCGAUCCGGCGACUCCGGCCCCCUGUCUGGCCGGAAAACUAUAGACAAGAGGGAGUACAAGGUCUACAAAGCGGAGACUCCUGCAGAGUUCUCGGCGAAGGCGGCCGACGCGUCGACGCAGACGGACGACCAGCGCCGACGAGGUCGGAGAGAGAAUGCCGCCGCUGCGUCGAUGGAGCUGAACGCGGAUGAAGUGUCGCCUCCUCCGUCCACCUCGAGUCCGUCAUCGGGGACGGACGGCAAGGAUCAACCGGACACGCUUGAGGCGAUGAUGAAGGACGACAGCCGCGUAGGGAGCUUCCGGACUGUGGACGGGUCGCCGGAGGAGCUGUCGGUCCGGAUGGUGAACCACGCGAGGGUGAGAGCCUCGGCGGUGCUGAUGCAGCUCAUCUCCUGCGGGUCUGUUCUCGUCAACCGCCCGCGGCCACAGCGCGACCAGAAGGCAGGCAGCCCAGCGGGGACGGGCGCCGGCGACCUGGACUGCUGCCUGGGCGAGAACCCGGGACUCGCGGCCAGGGUCCGGUUGGAGGAGAAGGAAUACUUCAGCGGAAGCCUGGUGGAGACGCGGAGAGGCCAGGGAGUCGCCGAGGAGAUUCCUCGCCUGCAAAGAUCCUCCUCCUACAACGCUGACCGGGGGGACAGAACGGAGGUGACGGAAGAAGAGGAGGAAGGCGUACGCGCGAAGUGCAUCCCAAGGAAGACCACGAGGUCGUCGGGGAGGAAGGAAGGGAGCGCCAUAUCCCGGAGCGCCCACGGCAGCAAGCGAAUCACGGACGAGCCGGCGAAGAGGGCCGCCGGCGAGUGAAAGAAGAGAGGCGCGAAGAGGAGGAAAGAAGCUUCGACGGUGGUGCCACGCUCCGUACUGGUGCUACGCCUUGCAGGGCACGGCGAGCGUAUGUUUUUUGUGGGUCGUGUGAACCCGUGGGUUCGGUAGGCGUCUCAAGGGGUUGGUAUCUCGGUCCGGGCACCCGGCGGGGUCGUAUAGAGUGAGUUUGAGAGAGGGCGGGAUCCUGGUGCUCGGGGAAUGUGUAUGCUUUUGUCCUUAGUUUCGUUUAAAGCGGUUGACCUUCGCGUAUC